Molecule: messenger RNA, 870 nt
Organism: Ustilaginoidea virens
Lineage: Eukaryota; Fungi; Ascomycota; Sordariomycetes; Hypocreales; Clavicipitaceae
Exons: 1
Coding region: 1-870 (289 amino acids)
Molecular function (GO): hydrolase activity
Source: RefSeq, a predicted model, not a curated record
AUGAAGGCGAUACUGAAAUCCAUCCUGACCAGGCACUACUCAUCGUCGCAGGUUAAAAUUCAGAUCCUCUCCGACUUGCAUCUCGAAGUAGGCCAACAAUACUCGUCCUUCACUUUCCCCGCUCGCGCGCCCUUUCUCCUCCUUGGGGGGGAUAUUGGACGGCUCAUUGACUACGACGGGUACCUGAAAUUUCUCGAAUCGCAAGCUUGCCGGUUUCAAAAGGUGUUCUUGGUGCUGGGAAACCACGAGUUCUAUGGCUUAGAAUAUCUCUCGGGGCUGGAGCAAGCGCGCCGCCUCGUACAGGAACCAACCAUCUUGGACACCGUUGUCCUCCUCAACAGGUCUCGGUGGGAUGACCCGGUUUCUGGCCUAACCAUCAUUGGCUGCACCCUGUGGUCGCACAUUUCAGAGGACGUGCGCCAUCUUGUCGAAUCCAGGAUCAACGACUUCAAGAAAAUACAAGGCUGGACCAGCGGCAGACACAAUGACACGCACGCCGAGGAGGCGGCCUGGCUUCACGACCAAGUCACCCACGCAGCAGCGGCUGGCGACGGGGCGCGAGAUGCGAGGAAGAUCCUGGUGGCGACGCACCACGCACCCUGCGUGCAAGGCUCAUCUCGACCGCAGGAUUCUGGAAACCCCUGGACAUGUGCCUUUGCCACCGAUCUGCUGGGUCAGCGCGAUUGGAGUCGCGUACGGCUUUGGGUCUUUGGCCACACCCAUCACUCGACGGAUAUGGUGCGAAACGGCGUCAGGCUGGUGGCUAAUCAGCGGGGAUAUGUCCUGCCAGGCAGCGCGGCAGACGAGGCAGGCGGGAAGACGCGAAGGGGCCUCGGCGGCUUUGACCCCGGCAAGGUGGUGGCUCUUUGA